Messenger RNA from Triticum turgidum subsp. durum (durum wheat), 516 nucleotides. The record is from the annotation of a GenBank genome assembly. NCBI's taxonomy places the organism in Eukaryota, Viridiplantae, Streptophyta, Magnoliopsida, Poales, Poaceae.
AUGAUGCUCCCUUGCCUUCAUAUUUGUUGUUUCCAGGGAGACAAAUACAAAGAUAAAGAACCCACUGCAUUGGAUUUGUUCAAGGAGUGCCACUAUAGCAAGAAAAAGAAAAGCUACACCGAGGUUGUCCAAGCUGCAAUUACCGAGAUGGAAAACAAGGCCUCUCAGCCUACAGAAGAUGGACAAGAAUCAAACUCUAUGACCAAGGCUGUAGCUGAAGUGCUUGCUAACCACACUAAGAAGCCAAGGUUUCUACAGCAUGUGGGGAUCCAGCAUGUCCAUGCGAGAUCUAGCGAUAGCAACUGUCAAGCAGAAUUGGCAAAGAGGGGCAAUGUCGAGCUUCGGGCUCUUGUUGACACCUUGACCAAGCAGUUGAAGGAGUCCGAAGAAGCAAGGAUCAGGCAAGACGAGGAGCACAGGAAGAGAGAUGAGGAGAACAGGAAGAAGCAAGCUGAGAUGGAUGCAAAACUAGACUUUUUGCUAAGUCAGUUGCAAGCAAGAUCAACUCAAGGGUAA